AGGAGUUGCUGAGUCAUUCACAUAGAGCAGAGGCAUACUUCAUCAAUAUAAAAUUCCUCUAUUUAUAUUCUUCUUGUCGUAACUGCUUCUUAAAAACAAUAACAUAAGUGUUGCUCGUGCUCGUACUAGUAGUUGCUGGAGGUGCCAUAUACGACUACGGUUUGAGAUACUAAGUACAAGGAUGGCGCGUGGCGACGAUGGCCUUCGCUCGCGGACAUCUCCCAGUGACGACAACGAUGAAGGGGAAACAAGUCCUCUGGUUAUGAGAUUUUACCAUCCUUGCUAAGGAAGAUUCGUAGCCUCUUCUUCUUAGGUUCAUGUUCAACCUUGUUGUUGGAGUUUAGAAAACAUUUGAACAGGAGCCACUACUUGUUCGUCCUCGAGUAUAAUGAUCUACGUGUACUAUUCCACCAGUGGUCUCUGGAACUCUCAUAUAGAUGGUCUCGAUCCCGAAGCACUCAGUGGACGUGUUUACCCUCGCGCCGUGGCAGAAGGUCGCUGCCUUUCUCUUCUUUCUCAUAGUCUUAUGGGAGUAUAUGUGAUUCUCUAUUAUGUAAUUUGUUUAUUACCUUGUUGCGCCGAUUAUGUUUGGUGUCCUCGUGGGUAGGAUUCCCUUGAGUUGUCUGAAGACGUCUUUCUCACCAAAGUAAUGGCGACGGUGGGUCUCUCAUGGGUCUCACCAGUAGCUAGGAGUAUUAUGUAGGUGACAAUAGUCUUCAGCAGCCACCGAUGUCCGCCUACGCUCAGGUGGACCCCAACCUAACCUAGUCUUUCCGUUAAUUUUGAGUAAGUACGAGGAUGCCACACGAAUAAAUCAUGAAUAUUCGUCACGUUCCUCCUUGCUUCAUACGUCGGAUGCAGCACGUUGCCGACUUAUGCGCCAGAUUGGGUUGUGGAUUGUCCGCCGUGGAGCUUCAUGGACUUGUCUACUGGCUCGUCGUGUGGUGCGUCGACCGAGAAAGAUGCUGACGGUGAUGAAACGAUUAUGGUUACAACUGACGAAUACUGAUGAACAGUAUUUUGUAUUUCGAUGACGGCCAAGUUGUAUCAGCAGGUUGAUCAUGAGUAGUGGGGGCGAGUAAGUAGUUUCAAAUGCAUGCUGCAAUAACGAAUAGUACUCGUCGUGAAGAACUCCUGUAUGUAGUGUUUCAUGGUCCCUUCUUCAACUUCUUGUUUUGGAAUCAAAUUACGGCUAUUUCGUGAUACACAGAAUAGGGGAUAUUUGGUGUCCUGCAGCAGUAAGCCGUAAAACGCUCUAACAUUACGAGCUCCAAGAGUGAAGAAAAUAGUGAUGACAACGAUGGACAAGAUGGAGGUAGUGGGAAUAAGGAGACCGUUGCGGGCGAGCUUAGUAACCCGGAUUCUAGUGUUCGGGAAGGUGGUGAACAAGGAGGGACAGAGAACAAGGACAGCGAAUAUGGUAGUAAACAACUGGGG
Molecule: messenger RNA, 1437 nt
Organism: Amoebophrya sp. A25
Lineage: Eukaryota; Dinophyceae; Syndiniales; Amoebophryaceae
Source: the annotation of a GenBank genome assembly